AUGGCUGCACAUCGCAGGGGCGGAGUGCUGUGGGCUGCUUUGCUGAGUGGACUGGCCUUCAAUGCAUACAUUGUGAGACGCCCUGCCUUCUUGAUGACGGAGACGCACCAAAAGCCUGUGCAAUCCCGUCGCGGCUUCGCUUGGGCAGUUGGCGCUGGGCUGCUUUCGGAGCCAUCUUGGGCAGAGGAAGCUCCGAAGAAGAAGAAGGAGCGCCCGCCUGAAAACUUGCUGGCCGAUGGCUUUGCGUCCAAAGUACCGCCUCUCAACGGCCGCUGGUCAAUUGUAUUCGGGAAGAAGAUUGCCGGAAAGCCAGUCUACAAGAAGGAUGGUGAGCAGCUGUUCCUGAUGAGCAACGACUGCGGUGAGUUCCAAAUAGACACGGUGGCAAAGGCAUCUUGUGAUGGCUCGAUCGGCAUCAAGAAGGAGUCUGGCUGGCUUAUCAAUGGCAAGAGUGCCCCUGACUUCAAGGUCAGGCCAGAGACAAAGGAAGACUUCCAGAAGGUUGCCCUCAUGAGCCAGGGCCAGCUGGAUUCCAUUGUCAAAGCCGACAUGGAGAAAUUUGAGCAGCAGUCGUCUGUCUCGACGUUCCGAGGAAGAAUGGAUGAAGAUGAUGAGGUGCUGGAGGUAGAUGACCUCCCGGCCAACACCUUCUUGUCGCUGAGAUACGGGGACACCCGAAAGCAGGCACCAUUCCGUGCUGGAGAGACCUUCGCGUUUGCGCCAAAUGGGGCAAAGCAGCCAAAAGCCUUCACGGUGGAUGUCUUCCAGAAGGUGGCAUCCUCACAGGUGAGCUUGGCAGGCAUCUCUGCACUUGGUGGAAGCUUGACCAACGUGGAGAUUGAAACUCUGGACAUUGGCUGUGCGCCGCUGAAAGCAUCCUUUGAAGCUUCUCUACGGUCUUUUGACCAGGAGGAGAAGCCAGGAAUUUCCCGUGGUCGAAAUGCCGCGGAGCGCGCGAAGCAGUACAUGGAGCAGAGUGGAGUGCAGCAGUUUCUACAGGAGAUGUUCACUCAGCUCCUCGAGCGCAAGCCGGAGGAUUAUCUAGGUUUUCUUGCCGAUUUCAUAGAGCAGAAACAGGAAGAAGCAGAUCAUGCUGAGCUGCAGAAUGACAUUGACUUCUCCUCGGAACCUGGCUUGGGAGAGGAUGCCCUGCCAGGGUUCGCAGCCUUUCCAUUACCAGAUAUCUCCAAGCACAACAGCAUUGCCACGGAAGUGUUGCAGGCACAGCCCGAGCUCGAGCAACUUGCCAACCUCCGCACGUCCACCGGUGUGUCGUUGGCGCAGUGCAUCAAGCCUGCAGUAGACUGCCCAGGCCAUCCGAUGGUCAAAGUGGCUGGCGCAUUUGCUGGGGACGCGGAAUGUUACAGCUUGUUCCAGCAAUUCUUCGACCCUCUUGUUGCUGCUCUCAGCUGCGGCACCAUUUGCAACGGCGCACCCCAGCCUUCGGAUGGGGAUGUCUCCAAGAUCUCAGGUGCCCAAAUAGACCCAACUGGCAGCUACGUUGUUUACACAGUCUUGGAGGCACGCCGGAAUGUCGCAGGAAUUCGCAUGCCUGUUUGCUGCUCGAGGGAGGAGCGCCGGGAGGUUGAGAGGCUCUUGUCCUCCGCCCGCUUACGUGGCACAUACCUCCCAUUACGUGGCUCCAAGAGCGGCAAAGGAAUGGCAGCAUAUCAGGAGGAACGGCUGCGGAAGGUUGGCAUGUUGUUGACGGAGCCCGACUCCAAGUUGAAGCUGGCUGCAGGCUUCGGACGGCACUGGCCCGAUGCACGCGGGGUUUUCGUUUGCGAUGCCCCGGGGGUCUUCAUUUGGUGCAAUGAGGAAGACCAUUACCGGUUCUUCGCUCGGCAGGAGGGCUCGGAGCUCAAAGAGCUUUACGAGCGCUUGGCAAGAGCCGUGUCUUCAGUUGCGGAGGCAGCCGCCUCUGCGAAACAAGAAUUCGCAGCUUCCAAGCUUGGGUGGCUGACAACGUGCCCCUCACGUGUCGGGGCGGCCUUGCGGGUGACACUCACGUUGCGGAUCCCAUUGCUGGCGAAGGCCGUCGAUCUUCCGGCGCUCUGCGAACGCUUGCAUUUACGCUGCGACUCCAGCAGCUCCGCCAUCUCCGGCAAUUUGUGGCAGGUCCACAGUUUAAGCAGCCUUGGAGUGUCCGAAGUGGAGUUGAUGAAUGAAGUGAUCCAGGGCUGCAGACUCCUUGUGGGACUGGAGCAGCGCUUGGAGCAGAACACGUGCAUCGAUUCCAUCGAGGCUCUCCCGGAAGUCGCCGACCUUGCCGGCUACCCGAGCUAUCCCGCAUUGGUUCAGCAACUUCAUUGCAUCAUGCAACGAUGA
Molecule: messenger RNA, 2328 nt
Organism: Symbiodinium natans
Lineage: Eukaryota; Dinophyceae; Suessiales; Symbiodiniaceae
Source: the annotation of a GenBank genome assembly